Cucumis melo (muskmelon) is the source of this 1665-nucleotide messenger RNA. RefSeq lists its product as uncharacterized. The record is from RefSeq and is a predicted model, not a curated record. Bases 85 to 1488 code for a protein of 467 amino acids. The transcript has a single exon. NCBI's taxonomy places the organism in Eukaryota, Viridiplantae, Streptophyta, Magnoliopsida, Cucurbitales, Cucurbitaceae.
AUAAGAGAUAUCAAAGUCACAAACAAUACCCAAGAAGGAGCAACCAAUCUGAAUAGUGAAUACACAUCUCUCACUCCCACCUUCAUGGAUUCCCCUCAUCCUUCAAUCCGACGCAUCUCAGAAUGCUUUGUCAAACCCAUAUGCCUUCCCCAACAAUCAAAUCUCCCCUAUCAUUUGAUCCCUGGGGAUCUCGCCAUGCUCUCCGCCCACUACAUCCAGAAAGGCCUCCUCUUCCGUAAACCUUCCCAUCUCAAUCACUAUCCAAACCCUUUCAUGCUUCAUCUUCUUCACCGCCUUCAAAAUUCCCUCUCCAUUGCUCUCUUUCAUUUCUACCCACUCUCCGGCCGCCUUUCCACCAUUAAAAACGACCAACAAUCUUCGGUCUCUAUUUAUGUUGACUGCGUUAACAGUCCUGGAGCCAAGUUCAUCCACGCAGCCCUUGACAUCACAAUUUCCGAUGUUUUAUCCCCGGUCGAUGUGCCUUUACUGGUCCAAUCUUUCUUUGACCUUCACAAAGCUGUUAAUUACGACGGUCAUACCAUGCCUUUACUUUCCAUUCAGGUAACAGAACUAUUGGAUGGAGUAUUCAUCGCCUGUUCCUUCAACCAUGCCAUCGGCGACGGAACCUCCUACUGGAAUUUCUUCAAUAUGUGGUCGGAAAUUUUUCAAGCAACGUCAUCAGAUGGGGAUGAGAUUAUUUCAAUUUCCCGGCCGCCCAUUCUUAAGCGAUGGUUUCCUGAUGGGAUUGGUCCAAUUAUCAAUCUACCCUUCACUCACCCAGAUCAAUUUAUCAGCCGAUUCGAAGCACCGGAACUCAGGGAAAGAAUAUUCCACUUCUCGGCAGAAUCCAUUGCAAAACUGAAAGCAAAAGCUAAUGCAGAGUGCAAAGCAAAAGAAAUCUCCUCCUUCCAGUCGUUGUCUGCACUUGUAUGGCGAACCAUAACACGAGCCCGUCGCGUGCCUGAGAAUCAAAUAAGUAGUUGCAGUAUGGCGGCGAACAACAGAGGGAAAUUAGACCCAAAGUUGUCUGAAAACUACUUUGGGAACGUUGUAACAUCUGUAAAAGCAGAAGCAAAAGCAGGGGAGUUGGUUGAGCGAGGGUUGGGUUGGGCAGCCUGGAAGUUGCACGAAGUUGUGGUUCAAAACACAAACGAAAAGUUAAGAAAGGCGCUUGAUAAGUGGAUAGAAUCUCCAUUUACUUUUCAGUUGGGUCGAUUUUUUGACGCAUAUAGCGUCUUGAUGGGGAGCUCGCCGAGGUUCAAUAAAUAUGGGAAUGAGUUUGGAAUGGGGAAAGCAGUGGCGUUGCGGAGUGGAUAUGCCAACAAAUUUGAUGGCAAGGUUUCUGCUUAUCCAGGCUAUGAAGGAGGAGGAAGUAUAGAUUUAGAAAUAUGUUUGCUUCCACAAAAUAUGGCCAAUCUAGAGUCGGAUUUGGAGUUCAUCAAUUCCAUCUCUUCUCCACCUCACUUGUCAUUCAAUAAUGAUCUAUGAACAGAUUAACAAUUCAAUAAUAAUAUAAUGAUAUUCAAGAAUAAUUCUAAAAAUACUAAUUCAACUACAUUAACGACUAAACAAAUAUUAAACUUACUAAAAAAACUAGAAAUUACUAAAGGAGACAUAUGAGAUGUAUGAGAGAAAUUUAUGAGUAUUUUGACAAGAGUUUGCUCU